CUCCUGGUUUUCCAGAGGAAAGGAGGAAAUAGAAAAGGAGGUGGAGUCUGCAAAGAAGGAGUUGGAGGAGCAGCUCAGGGAGGAGAAGAAGAAGAGAGAGAAAUCUGAGAAAGACCUGAAAGACCUGCAGAAUGAAAACCACCAGGUGACCAAAUUAAUGUCUGAAAGCCAGAAACUCAAAGAGGAGAAACAGCAGCUGCAACUUGACCUGGAUAACAUGAAAACAGAGUUGGAGGAGCAGCUCAGGGAGGAGAAGAAGAAGAGAGAGAAAUCUGAGAAAGAUCUGGAAGAACUGCAGUCUAAAAACAACCAGUCUGAGAAGCAGCUCCUGCAGGAGAAGAAACAACAUGAAGAAACUCAGAAAAAGUUAAAAGAGAUGCAGAUAAAAAACGAUCAGAUGCAGAAGCAGCUCCAGCAGAAAGAGGAAUCUGAGAGAUACAUGAAGAACCACAUCAGGGAGUUGGAGAAACAUGGUGGUGCCAGGUCCUCCUGGUUUUCCAGAAGAUCAAAGAAGCAGCAGAGACAUGAGGAAAUAGAAAAGGAGGUGGAGUCUGCAAAGAAAGAGAUGAUGCAGCUCCAGCAGGAGAAGAAAGAAAAAGAGGAAUCUGAGAGAAACGUGAAGGACCAGAACGAGAAGAUGGAUGGUCAGAAACCAUCAUGCAAAGCUGAACAGUCUGAUUUUAUGCAGAAAGCAUGGGAGAAAGUUGCCCAUCUGCAAUUUAUGCCCUAA
Molecule: messenger RNA, 730 nt
Organism: Melanotaenia boesemani (Boeseman's rainbowfish)
Lineage: Eukaryota; Metazoa; Chordata; Actinopteri; Atheriniformes; Melanotaeniidae
Product: DNA ligase 1-like
Exons: 12
Coding region: 158-730 (190 amino acids)
Source: RefSeq, a predicted model, not a curated record